AUGUGUUCUCCGAAGCCUCUGAAGAGUAUGGUAGAACAGGAAAUGGAGGUGCUGAAAAGCAUUUACGGCGAUGAACUUGUGAUUGAGGAGACUCCAGAUUCAGCCGAUUCACAAGCUGUACUGAAUCUGAGGAUACAGCCAUCAGUGCAAGAUCGCACCUGUGCACCUAGUAUUCGAGCCGUUAUCGAAUUGCCGCAUCAAUAUCCGGACGUUGCACCGAGAGUUCACUUUCAAUUGCCGCGUGGUGUAGAUGAAGAAAAUUUGAAUACUUUACGGGAUAGGAUCAGCGAAUUUCUUCGCGAACAUCUUGGCGUAACUAUCGUUUUUGAUGUUUUUGAGAUGAUUCGAGAUUUUUUGGCUACACAACAAAGCAUUCCAUGUGCAGUUUGUCCAAUAUGUUUGAGGAAAUUUAGUGAGGCAGUGGCCAGUGUUUGUACUUCCACAUGUGACCAUUAUUUUCAUCACCAGUGCUUGGUUGAACAUAUCGAACAGUCCAAAAAACAGAUCCAGGAUUGGCUACGGCAAAUGCCUGACAUGUUACAUUCAAAAAUUGAUAGGGUUCGUAUAUCUCCGGUUUCCGUCAUUCAUCUGUUCAUCCGUUGUUCAUUGACUGAUUGA
Gongylonema pulchrum is the source of this 618-nucleotide messenger RNA. NCBI's taxonomy places the organism in Eukaryota, Metazoa, Nematoda, Chromadorea, Rhabditida, Gongylonematidae. The record is from the annotation of a GenBank genome assembly.